Molecule: messenger RNA, 1356 nt
Organism: Miscanthus lutarioriparius
Lineage: Eukaryota; Viridiplantae; Streptophyta; Magnoliopsida; Poales; Poaceae
Source: the annotation of a GenBank genome assembly
AUGGACGGGUACCACGGCGGCUCGAAUCAAGACGGCGACUUCAACGACGGCUGCUUGGACAAUGCUUCCGGCUACGGAGACGGCUCCGAAACCAGGGACUUCCUGUCCCAGGCGCCGCCGUACGCCGGAUCUAGGGCCCACACCGGCUUUCGCAACAACUCCGGCGACGUCUUCGGCUACGGCUUCGGCAGCAAGGCGCCCUCCCUUAGCCACCUGGGGUUCAGCGAGCUGGACCUCAACGCCAGCCAUUCGUGGCUGGGCUUGGCUCGUUACCAGGAGAUCCUCCAGUCCCCAUUUGAAAGGCGGCGGCGUGGCAGCUCUCACGACCCCCCUCCCAUGCGCGUGCCAUCCCACGCCGGCAGGGGUUCCCUCGGCCUCCGACCUCCUCGCCGCCGCGUGCCUCCCCUAGGGCCUCAUGGUGAUGAGGCAGGCGGCUCGACUGGCGGUUCCAGGAGGCCCGGUGUGCGUCGCAGCCUAGUCCAGCCCGCCGCCGCCGACGAGGACGUCCCUCCGACUAAUGUCCCGGGCCCAGUGGAGUCCUCAAAACACCUGCACUUUCUCAUCACUCUCGUUGACGAGAUUGACAAGGAACGCCUAGGGUCGAGAUGUCGAAGUAAUGGAAAAAAUCUGACAGAGGGUUACUUCAAAGCGACAGAAUUAGUUCAUGACAACAUCAUCUUUGGGAGUAGGGUCCGCCAGCUGAAGAAGGAAUGGAAUGACCUACGGAAGCUCUAUCACAAGGAGACAGGCUUGGGGCACAAUGCAGAUGGCUCCAUCAGUGCUUCAGCUGAAUGGUGGAAAACCAACGACAAGGACAACAAGCUUAAGGGUACACUGCCUGACUACAUGGACCUUUUGGAGCGCAUGUUCCUUGGCGUAGUAGUGACAGGGGAAACCGCUUAUGCUCCUAGCCACAGGAAUGCGCCACUGUCUGUGAGCAGUGACAAUGACGAAGACGUCCAUACCCCUCAGAGCACUGGGAGCAAGAGAAGCUACAGCAGCCUCAGCACCUGCAGCACUGCUGCUAGUCAAAGCAAGAGGGGCAGGAGUCCCGCAGUGAGGAUGAACGAAGGCAUAAGGAACUUGACCGUCAGUCUGGACAACAGGACUGAAGCGCUGAAGGAGAUUUGGCAUGAGAGGAAUCAAGCUGUAGAGAAGAAGAAGAAUGACAAAAUGGACACCAUUGACCAAGUGAUACAGCUGGCUAAAGAGGCAGGGGCAACAGAGGAAAAUGAGAGGCAGUGGAUUGGUGUCCUCAUGAUCACCCAAAACGAAGCUGCUAUGAGAAUGUUUAAAAAGUCAGAAGCAAAAGGAAGGAUGGCCAUCAUUAAGCACUAUGCCGGGGUCGUUAACUAG